UUCCUUCUAGGUAGUUCUGUAUUUUGUAAAAGAAAAAUGGUAAAAAAUAUUUUAAAAUUUGUCGUUCUAUUGCUGGAAGUCGUUUCAUUCCUGGUAAAUAACUCAAUGUGCAUGCCAGUUGUGAAUCUAAAGAAAUCUCAAAUAUUUGGACGAACCAUCGAAUUCGAGGGAUACAGAGUUAACGAAUAUCUUGGGAUACGAUAUGCUCAACCACCUGUUGGAUCACUCCGUUUCCAGAGAACGAAAAAACUUCGCUUCGUUCCAAGUCAGUUCAAAGCUCUCAACAUACCCCCCGCUUGUCUCCAGUAUUCAGAAAGCCCAUAUCCCUGGUAUGUGAAUGGAUCGUACAAGAGCGAGGACUGUCUGUUUCUGAAUAUAUGGACACCUGUUGAUGCAAGUCCUUCAAAUCAAAAAGCGGUAUUGUUUUGGAUACAUGGUGGCGGAUUCAGAUUUGGUUCGAUACAAGAUCAAUUGUACAAUGGUGUACCUUUAGCUGGUAUAGGAGAUAUAAUCGUUGUGACUGUCAACUAUCGGCUUGGUGCGUUCGGAUUUUUAACAACAGGUACAAAGGAGGCACCUGGAAAUGCAGGAUUAUGGGACAUACUGGAGGGGCUCAAGUGGGUCAACCAAAACAUCGGUUAUUUCGGAGGUGACACCUCUAGAAUUACCAUAGCAGGUGAAAGCGCCGGAUCUAUUGCCGUGGGAUACCUUUCCAUUUCCCCACUUGCCACAGAUCUCUUCAGCCAGAUGAUAAUGGAAAGCGGAUCACCUGCAGUACCGACGCAAGACACCAAACUUCUGAAUAUUGCAUUCACAGAGCAAAUAGCAAUAAAAGUUGGAUGCGCCACUAAUCGCCAAUCUGUCGUCAAAUGUCUGAAAGAUGUCGAAGCGGAAGAUUUGGAAAGAGCCGAAUUUGAGACAAUGCCUAAAACCACUUCACACUUCUUUCCACAAUACGGAGAUGAAUUUCUGCCGAAGAACCCUCAAAAAUCCGUUUCUAGUGGAGAAUUCCGAUGCAAAAAGCUACUGAUCGGAAACAACCUAGAUGAAGGAUCAGUUUUUGUUUCAACGAGUGCGCCUGAAAUAUUCGGCUUCUUUGGCGAGAAAAUUAAGCAAUCCAGUCCACCAAUUGGCGCAAAACAAGCAGAAGAAAUAAUUAAAUCUAUCUUACCAGAUCUCCAGUCAACUGUGAAGUCCCCUGUCCCAGAUAACUCACUGCUAAAAAGCAUUUCUAAUCUCAAGCUUGAUAUCCAGCAGAAAAUUCUUCACAGUCUAUUUCAAAAAGCAUUCAAUUCCUCACUGCACGAAUUUCACACAUUGCUUGGGGACCUAUUGGUAGUAUGUCCAAAUGUAUAUUAUGCCGAAAACUGUGCUGAGAAUGGUGGUGAUGUCUAUUUUUACUUCUUCGCUCAUCGCCCCAGCACAACCCCUUGGGCCCCAUGGAUGGGAGUUACACAUUUUGAAGAAGUGCAGUUCGUCUUUGGAAGACCUGUAUUAGACUUUUACCCCUACCGAGCCGAAGAGAGGACACUUAGCACAUACGUAAUUAAAAUAUGGAGCAACUUCGUCAUAACAGGAAAACCAAAUAAUUGUUGGCCAUUGUACAGCAAGAAGAACCCUGUCUUCAGAUAUAUUGGUAAGAGAAAUUCAAAGAAAAAAUAUGGCACUGCCCCUCACAAGCAAAAUUGUGAUAUUUUUCGUUUACUUACCUCGAUUUAAAAUCGGAAAUGUUAAGCUAUUGUUGGAAAAUAAAAAAAUGCUAGGGAAAAUAUAAAAAAAUAAA
Molecule: messenger RNA, 1783 nt
Organism: Argiope bruennichi
Lineage: Eukaryota; Metazoa; Arthropoda; Arachnida; Araneae; Araneidae
Product: acetylcholinesterase-1-like
Exons: 5
Coding region: 37-1719 (560 amino acids)
Biological process (GO): acetylcholine catabolic process; choline metabolic process
Cellular component (GO): plasma membrane
Molecular function (GO): acetylcholinesterase activity
Source: RefSeq, a predicted model, not a curated record